Molecule: messenger RNA, 1456 nt
Organism: Olea europaea var. sylvestris
Lineage: Eukaryota; Viridiplantae; Streptophyta; Magnoliopsida; Lamiales; Oleaceae
Product: bZIP transcription factor 60-like
Exons: 3
Coding region: 243-1172 (309 amino acids)
Biological process (GO): regulation of DNA-templated transcription
Molecular function (GO): DNA-binding transcription factor activity
Source: RefSeq, a predicted model, not a curated record
UAUAUUUUUCAAGAUUCUACCCAGAUUUCACACGUGGACCGCUUAGAUCCUUCUCCCUUCGUCUCUUAACCACGAAGAAAGUCGAAACCACCAAGCAGUUUCUCCCCUUGCCUCCACAUACCCGGAAACCCCAACUCUCAACCCCAAUAAAUAGCAGAGCCGCAUUGUGGGACGUUCAAUUCUCGAAACUCAAUCCAUACCCCCAUCCCUUUAUUUUGGGUUUGUGUAUUACGAGGGCUCUAAUGAACGAUUUCGGAGUGGUUGAAGAUGAGCAAAUCGAUUGGAACCUUAUAAUUGACAACCUACCAGAUGCUCUGAAUUUUGAAUUCUUAGAUGAGCCCGUGAGGGAAUUUUCGAAUCCCUUGAACCCUUCACCCGAUUCGGGUUCAUUGUCGAUCGAGGACAUAGAGCAGUUGCUCAUGAACGAUGACUCCAAUGUAGCCCUGCCCGAUCACGAACAGGUUUCUGCUGAUGGCUUUCUUACGGACGUACUUCUAGAUUCCCCUGCGGCUUCCGAUCUGUCUGAUGAAUUGAUUGAUGGUCCCGAAAAGGAUUCUUCUAGCCCUUUGUCUUCGGAAGAGGAUAAGGAUAAGGAUGCCCAUGAUAGCCAGGCGGAAGCUCUAGAGAAGCAGAACGACGAUGACCAUGUUGUGGAUGAUGACGAUCCUACUGCCAAAAAACGCAAACGGCAAAUGAGGAACAGGGAUGCAGCGCUCAGAUCACGAGAGAGGAAGAAGAUGUACGUGAAGGAUCUUGAGAUGAAGAGUAGGUACUUUGAGGCAGAAUGCAAGAGACUGGGCAUGCUACUCAAUAGCUGUCUUGCUGAAAACCAAGCAUUACGCCUUUCCCUGCACAACAGCAAGGCUGUUGAUGCUUCCAUGACCAAGCAGGAGUCUGCUGUGCUCCUUUUGGAAUCCCUGCUGUUGGGUUCCCUGCUUGGGUUCCUGGGCAUCAUAUGCCUGCUCAUUCUUCCCAGCCAGUUCCAGUUAUCUCUGGUAGCAGUUCUACUAGAAGACGUGGAAACCAAAGGAAAGGGAAAUCUGACUCGAAGAGGGGAAGUAAGUAAAAUUUUUAGGACUCUGGAAUUUCAGUCAUCAGUGAUGGGCAGAAGAUGCAAAGCUUCAAGAGCUAGGAUGAAACCAAGAUUGUCUGUUCCACGAGUCGUGUUUUAACUUAUGGGAUAUAUGCUCUGAAUCUUCGUCUAUGACUUGUGUCUGUUGGUUCAGUUUUUCUUAUUUUUUUUAUUUUUCUGCUUUUGAUUCUCUCUAGUUUUUCGCAUAGACACAGCCUGAAACUCACUAGUUAAUAACAAUGUUAAUUUUGCCCUUUUGACGGGAUUAAAGUUUUCGCAUUAGUUUUUGAGUUGGUGGUCUUAGAUGCAUCUUUGGUCUUAUGUACGUCAAAAUGGCAUCGUUUCCUAUUCUAUUUAUACAUUAUUUGAAGCUGUUCACCAGUA